CGAGCGGGGCGGGCGGGGAUGUAGCGCUCAGCACCGCGGAGAGCGGCGGGGCCCGGGGGCCGCGCGGGCGGGGGCCAUGGCCAGCGUGCAGCAGGGCGAGAAGCAGCUCUUCGAGAAGUUCUGGCGAGGCACCUUCAAAGCCGUUGCCACCCCACGACCCGAGAGCAUCAUUGUGGCCAGCAUCACGGCCCGCAAGCCGCUGUCUAGCGGGACGCUCAGCUGCCUGCCGUACCCUGCAGAGGACAGAUGUGCUGAAAAGCUGAGUGGCCGUGCAGUCAAGGAGGCCUCCACCACCAACGGCUGUGCGAAAGGGAAGGAGAGGCAAGACCAUGCUCACUGCAGGUCGCGCAGCCCCUCAUGCGAUGGGGAGCGUGCACCACCGCCAGCCCGGGGGAAGAAGAAGAAGAAGAAAUCCAGCCGCAAGAAGCGAAGGAGGUCUCCCUCAUACAGCCCCUCGCCUGUGAAGAAGAAGAAGAAGAAAAGCUCCAAGAAGCGAAAAAGAAACAGGUUAUCCUCAAAGAAGAGAAGACACAGUUCUUCAAGCCCCAAAAGUAAGAGAAAGGAAGAAAGAAAACACAAAAAACACUCACGUGGGCGUGCCCGGAAAUCUCAUCGCCGUCACCACUGCCACUCUCGCUCAGAGAGCUCAGACUCCCAUUCCCCCAGCUGCCGAAGCAGGCACAGAGCCAGGUCUCGGGAGGAAGGGCAUAAAGCACAGCGAAGACACUCCCGGUACCGUUCAAAGAUCGUGGCAAAGCGAAGCUCCUCUUCAGAGGUUCAGGCCAGCCAAAAAGCCAGCCAAACCCUUCCGCUCUACAGCUUCCUGUCUCCUAAGGAAGUAAUCUCUCAGUCAGGGUCUUCUGCUGACCUCUUUACCAAAACAGACAGCUCGCCUGGCAACCUAGCCAGCCAGAAUGGAGAGUAUCAUGAAUAUGACUCAGGAAACGAUACUUCCUCCCCUCCCUCCACUCAAACGAGCUCAUCCAGGUCAAAGGACAGCCAGGAGAAAAGAAGUCUAGUCCAUGAUGGCUUUGGCCAUGCCUUCUCGUCCGGGAAGCCCAAACUGGCCAACAGCGAUAACAGCUCUGAUUCAGGAAAUUCCUUCACCAGUUGCUUUUCCCAGACCAAGGGAACAGCUUUGGAAAAUCUGUCUCCAGAUGCCCAGGGACAAGACCGAAGAGGGUGCCUGUCCUUGUGUCUCAGCUGCUCGGAGGAGAAGAAGCAAAACUUCCUCCCGUCCCCAACGCCCAGCUCCCUGCUGAGGCCGUGCUCCCGCAGUGAGUCGUACACCAGCACAGGCAGAUCCUCCCCUGGCUCCAGUCGCUCCCGCUCCUCACACCGCAAGGCCUCUCCCAGGUACUCCCGAAGUAGGUCCUGCUCUUCAGAAAAGAGCAGGUCGUCUUCAAGUUCCCCCAGCUAUUCCUCCAAAUCCUGCAAAAAAAGUCCUGGGAGCAGGAGUUCAAGACCUCGUCGGAGCCCCAGUUACUCCCACUACAGCCGUAGCAGAGACCGUGAGCGAGAGCACAAGUACAGCUCCAGCGAGAAGGAGUCGCACAGGGAGCGUGACCGGCAGCAGCGGCGACGGUCCUAUUCACCUCUGAGGAAACGCAGGAGAGACUCUCCCAGCCACCUUGAAGCUCGGCGUAUUACGAGUGCCCGCAAACGCCCCAUCCCCUACUACCGUCCCAGUCCCUCCUCCAGCAGUGCCAGCAGCUACUCCUCCUGGUACAGCAGCUUUAGCCGCUCCCCAAGCCGGAGCCGGAGCUACUCCAGCUACCGGACAAGCCGAAGCCGAAGCUGGAGCAGCAGCAGCACCGAGGGCAGGAGCCGCAGCCGGAGUUCAGGCCCCAGGAGCAGCCGCAGCAGGAGCAGGAGCUAUGACUCAGGAGGCAGCUCCAACAGCCUGCGUCGCUAGGGAGUGCCGCUGACGGCUUACGUGCCAUGCAGGUGUCACUUCUAAAUUCCUGGCAUUCUCCGCUUCCUUCCCACCUACCUGGCCAUCGUUAGCAAUCAUCCCUGAUACUGAUGUGGCAGUGCCGGGUCCCCCUUCCCCGGUUCAAAGUAAGAGCCCUCCUGUGCCUGGUGCAGUCCCUUUACCACCUGUCAGAGUGGGUGGAUCGGUCCCAGCUCCCCAGGCCAGGGCUUGGAAGAAAGGUUGGUGCUUUACAGAGGGCCUGCUAUGACAGACCUGCGCCAUCCUCCCAUCUCCCCAUCGCUGCUGCUCUCCAAAGCACUACCAGCUGCUCCAAAGGAAAGAAUUCAGCUCCUUGCUGUUCUGCCAAACCAGGAACCAAGAAAUUAAUUUCUUUUGGAGGGAGACACCCAGUUAGGUAGGAAUUUGCUGGGAAGCUUUGGUGAUGAGUGGGGGUGACCUGUCCCCCCCAAGGCAAAUAUCAAGUCCCUUGGGUCUCUCCUCCAGAAUUUCUGCCCACUCUGCAGCAGGCCUCUUCCAUGAGAGAAUGUUUAUUUAUUGCAGGUCAGCCAGUCCCUGCUAUAAAUAGAAGGCUAGAAAUCCCUCCUGACGUAAUUCCUGAGGGAAAAACGGCCAUUCCCUCUCUUUCUCCCACCCUUUCUACUAAGUACCAAUCGUCUUUCUCAGGGUGGUUUUAUCCCCCCCCCCCCCCCCUCCAGCACUGUGGCUUGUUUGCAAACAAACUGCUGCGAUCUGAAGCAGACUCGGGGCUGGUGGCGUACAAGGGAGAGGGGAGCUGGCGUCAUGCUGUGCUCCGAGGGCCAGGUGACAGUAUGGGGGCAGGGGCCGUGGGGUUCCCUUCUGGGAGGAGCCCUCUUGCAGUUUGUGUUUAGGUUUUUCUAAAGGGAGCCUUGCCCUUGGAGCGCAAUGCUGGUGGGACUGUGAGGAGAUACGGAGGUAGCCACACUCUGCGGUGUAGUGAGAGCACGCAGCAUUAAAAGGCCAUUGCACAAGACGAGGGACCCCAAUCCCCCUUCCUCAUAACAGGCAGCAGUUUUCCAGGAGGAUUUCAGGAAAUCAUUUCUGCUUGAGACCCUCAGGCUCCCCUGAAGGCAGCAUUGGCAGGCGCAGCAGCCCCGUCACCUGGCCGGUGCCAAGCUGCAGCAGGGUACACUUGCACCACAGUUUGUUGCUGGGAGGACAGAGCAGUGCAGGGGGACAGAAAGGGCCCCCCACUAAUUGCCUGUUUUUCCAAGGAGCCGCAGGCAGCGGCAGGAGGGCCCUGCCUGCCUGGGCAGCCCUGGGGCUUUGUCUCCCUGCUGGGCCUGCCAGCCCAGCUGCCUGCGCAAUUACUGUGUUUUGCAGGGUAACAAAGGCUUCUCCCGGCACAGGCUGAGCUGGUGCUGAGGAGUUUCUUUCUCUUACAACACCUGGGUGCUAAGAGACGCUAAUUUGGGUUUAAGACUUCCCUCCCUCCCUUUUUCCAUCCCCUCCCCUUCCAUCCUGCAUGAUUAUUAACAAGUUUGGGCUUAAUGAGUCAAGGAGGUGUGUCGUUUAAGUGUCACAGAAAAAGGCUAAGUGGAGCCAGCAUCUGCUGGAGGAGGAGAGAGGACAGAAGGAAGUACAACCCUCCCUGGCUAAAGAGUUACCUGCAGCCCCCCUCAUGCUGCUGGCAGCAGGUGAAGGGGCAAAGCCAGAAGCAGAAGGCUGAGUGCCGUGCAGUGUUCUGGGGGAGCUGGAUGAUGGCCUUAGCAAGCAUAUAAACCUGUUAUCUGCUGGAAGGUACAGCAGUGUGGGGUGUAUUUCCAUCUGGGUGGUACGAGGGAAAGGUUAAUGCCAGUGAUCCCUUUUUCCCAAUAUUCUUCCUACUGCUGGUCUCCCUUGUCCUGUGCCUUCAGCCCCCAAAGCCCCCCCUUUUCCCAGUCCCUCAUCCCUUGCCUUGCUGUCUGCAGGUAAUUUGAGGAUAACGGUGGUCGAGGCAGAGCGCUGGGCGCUGGUGUGGUCAGUGGCUCGGUGGGGACGUGUGCCUGUCUACAGGGAGGCCACCUCGUACAAGAGAGAAAAGCAUUCCUGGUCAAGCUGAGCAGACGCUGUAGGGCUGUGGCUGAGGGAUCAAAGAUGGGGUGAUCUUGCAGUGGGGUGCCACUGCCUUCCCUCCUGCACUGGCCCGGGCAGUGGCCCCAUAGCCAUCUUCUGCAGUGAGCUGCCUUCUUGUAAAGGGCUGGCAACUUCACAUUUCUUCCCCAAAGACUCUCUCCCCAUUUGACAUUGAAACGCCCCAUCCUCCUACUCCCUGGGAUGACCCGAAGGCCAUGGUGGGAGCCCAAACCCCAGAUCUACCAGUGUUUCAAGAGCAGCCUCAUGCCCCUUAACACCCCCUAACGCACACGUGCGUCUGUAGCAAGGAAGCAGUGAGCCAGGAGGUCGAAAACUAUGAGAGAAGAGUGGCUUUGUGCAACUGGUGUAAAUAUUAGACACAACGCUGACUUGAGUUCCUCAUGGCUGGGGACGGAUGAUUGAAGGACCGCAUCAGGGUCAGCAGCACCUGCCGACCGUGGGACAGGAGAUGACUCUGAGUGUUGCAUGAGGCUGAUGGCGGCUCUCGUACCCGUCUAGCUGAUCUUUGCUUCAAGGACUGCCUCUGCUCGUACAGUCCGUGCCAGCUAAACGCUCCUGGGGUUUCCUGAGCAGACUUGUGUUGGAGUAAACCUCUUAAAUUAUUUAUUUAUUUAUUUAUUUAUUAUUAUUAUUCUAUUUUUAAUUGUAUGUCAGAAUGGAUGCAAGUGGUCACUGUUACUAGUAUUUAUUCUUUUCUUUUUUUUUCUUUUUUUUUUUCUUUUUUUUUUUAACCAAUUAGUUAUUUUUGGAUCUCUUUGUUUGAAUGUAUCCAUGCCACUGUUCUCAUGUAAAGGUUUACAGCGCCGGUCCCUCUUGGUGAGGUGGCUGGAGGAGUGACGGUCACUCCUACUGCCAGUGUGUCCCUCUGCACUCUCUGGAGCAGGGCAGAGAGUUGCAAUGGACAGAGGGAUGCAGGGCAGAGCUGUUUGUCUGUUUUCAUCUUAAAAUCUAGGGUUUCCCAUUAGAUUUGCGCAGGAACGUGAUGGAUGUGACCGUAGAAGCGGGUCUAGGACCUUAUGGAGAUGACGGCGAGGGUCUGCUCGCUGGCCAGCCGAGUGACAGGGUGUUUGCAGUGCUGCAAGGGGAAGUCUCGCCCCGGUCCGUGCUCGUGCUGGCUGGGUGCCAGCUGGCUGCCGUUGCUGUUUCCCUUGGCUCCGCAGCCAGCACACAACCCGAAACCGAACUGCUCUGCACAGGCACCGCUGGUUUCCCUGGGAGGAUGCCGUCGCUAGGACUCCCCUGCCAUGUUUGUCCCUGCGCAAUGACCCACCCAUGGAAAAACUAAGGAAAUGAGACCGUGAGAGAGUGAUCUGUACUGAAGAUGCUUGCAAAAUCCAGCCUCUGGUGACAGGACCUAACCAAGUCUGUGUGUGUAUGUGUACGUACGUGUAAGUGCGUGUAUAUGUGCAUAUACAUAUGAGUUUCCCUCAGUGGUGGUAUUUAUUUUUUAACUUAUUUAAGAUCUUUAGUACAACUUGGAACAUCACCCUUCCCAUCAGUGGACAACUGGGUUUUCUGUUGGUUUGCGUGAAGCCCGUGAGCUUUUCUGUCUCUGUGCCUUUUGCCAGCGCUUUUUUUAAAUUCUGUGUUGUUUGGCUCAUUCAUUGCUGUUACGGAUUUUUGCUCUGCGUUGGGCAUCUCAGAUUGCUGCUGGUGCUCUCUGCAAAGGGCAGUGUUCGCCUGGUGGAAAAGCAACUCUGUCAUUUCGGUGUUGGUGAAUCACUGCUUGCCUGCAGUUGGCCGCUUGAGGGAUGCCCGGGGUGGUCACAGCCUCAAGGCUUCAGGAAAAUAACUUGGCCAUUUUUUGGAGGCCGUGUCUCAGAGGGCUUUGCUUUGCUCAAACACAGAGGCUCCUUCUCACCCACAAUUUUGUUUCCAUCCCACAAGCGCCCCAGUUGCCUUUCCCCAGCAGAGUGCACGCCGCCGCACCCACUCCCAAAUGUCCCCCUGACCCCAGAGUCAUGCUGUCGGCUCUCCCUGCUCCCUGGACCUGCCUUGGCUCUGGGUGUCACACGAAGCAAAGUUGUCCCACCCCCCCAACCCCAACGCUGGGGCCAGGCUCCAGAAAACCCAGCACAAUCUCUGCAGGUUUGCUGGAAAGCAAAGAUAAGGGAUAUCUCAAAGCACUGUUGCGUUCUUUCUUUUCUUCCUGGGUUGUAGCACUCAGCUGUGCUUUGCUUUGUGUUCACUGUAUUUUUUCUCAAUGUUUUUGUUAUUUUCGGGGACUGAAUUUGUACCAAACUUGUCUGCAACAGCCAAUCACUGUUAUUUUGCUAUGCAUUGUACGUAUAUUGAACAGGCUGAGAGGACUUAGCCUCUAUUUAAUAUUUAUUUCUUCUAUUUAUUGAGCGUUACUUUAAAAAAAGCUAUUUGGGUCUUGCCAUUGAGUCCACGAAGGUAGGAGCCUUUGAGGUGUUGCCGUAUGUGUUGGAGAGAGGUUAUCAGAGAGGUGAAUUACUGAGGCUGUCACCUGCCAGCAUGGAGGCAUCUGGCAGACAAAUUAGGCUCAUUUGGAACUCAACUGCCAGUGAUUUAGGGAGGAACCUCGUUUAGAUGGAGAUGAGCGAGGCAGGGGGAAAUUCUUCAUCUUGGACCAGCUUCUAUUGACAAAUCACAACCCCCUGGAAAGGUGCUGGUGUUCGGAGGUGACAGGCCAGCUGUGGCAGAGGAAAGAACCUGCUUUUCCUCCUCGGUACCACACAGGGCUGCUUGGAUCACCAAAGAUCCCCGGAGAUCUCUGAUCUCCCACUGCUGACCCACUCUUGGCUCUCAAUGGUUGUUGGGGGAAGGGGGGACUUGUAGCCCUUUCAUCGAUGCGAGGAAGGGGAUGCGGUUGAAGUGACUUGCCCAUGGUCUCUACCAGGAAGCAAGGAUGUCCACCCUGCUCCAUCCUGAGGCCCUCAUCCUUGUGUCAUGUCCUACUUUGCCCCCUUCGCCAAGCUUUGUGCCAGAACCAGUAGCUUUGCCUGGAUGUGAACUUGGGAAAGGUGGCCAGGGCAAAACUGGGAAGGUCUCUCCUGUCAUCUCCGACAUGAUCCGGACCUUGCUGCAGGCAUCCUUCCUCAGCUUUGAAAAAAGCACGGGAUGUGCUAAAAAUCACCACCUGCCCCAGUGCCACUCCACCAGCGCCGCAGCCGUUGGCCUCUGCACCCGAGUGGGAGGUGUUGGUGCUCCACGGGCUGGCGGAGGGUAGACGUGCCUCUGGCAUCGACCGGCGUGUGCCCAUCCUGCCGGGCGCUCAGCCUUGGGGCAAUCAGGAUAUUUGUUUGAGAAAGGGAUGGAUUCAGGUGCCUAAGUGAAGACUCUGCCCUUUAGUGUCCAGUGGGGGUUUAUUACCUCUUUACCAGAGAACAAUUCUCAUGACUUUUGCUGCUACCUGGAAGUUUGCACAUGAUUGGGAGGGUCUCCGAAGCACUGGUAAAUCUGCUGUUGUAGCAACAGCUUCAUGGUCAAGCAUCCUGACUUUGGGGCUGUUGCCUAGAGAUCAACACCCUGAACCUCACCAGCCCGGGGGCAGCUCUCCGCCUUCGAAACCCAGGGGAUGAGAAGAAGGUUUAGAACAAAAGCCAGGACGUGAGAAAAGCCACGAGGGAAACAGCGUCUCAGUUUUCUCACCUGGUGGUUAAUUCCUUACCAAAUGACACCGGCGCAUCUGUUCAUUUGACUUCGUUGUAAAACUCCCUUUGCUCUCCAUCGAAAUGCAUACUGUACUCUUUAGUCUUCCUGGGGUGUUUGAGUUGUUAGCCUGGUUAGAAAAAGGGUUCCAAUAAAGGUUCGGACAGUAUUUCCUUCUCA
Falco peregrinus (peregrine falcon) is the source of this 7825-nucleotide messenger RNA. It is a transcript of the gene SRRM4, whose product is annotated as serine/arginine repetitive matrix 4. The coding region runs from base 77 to 1915 and encodes 612 amino acids. Gene Ontology annotation, molecular function: mRNA binding. The transcript is spliced from 13 exons. Lineage: Eukaryota; Metazoa; Chordata; Aves; Falconiformes; Falconidae. The record is from RefSeq and is a predicted model, not a curated record. Gene Ontology annotation, cellular component: nucleus. Gene Ontology annotation, biological process: regulation of RNA splicing; mRNA processing; neuron maturation.